Molecule: messenger RNA, 855 nt
Organism: Penicillium manginii
Lineage: Eukaryota; Fungi; Ascomycota; Eurotiomycetes; Eurotiales; Aspergillaceae
Exons: 3
Source: RefSeq, a predicted model, not a curated record
AUGUCUGCCAGUCCAGAGCUUCUCAUCUCGCCUGAGCGUCUACGCCAAUACUCGGGUGAUCGAUUACGUGACAUAGUGAUUCUCUUCACCGUCAUCGAUAUCAUCACCGUAUCGCUCCGAUUCCUUUCUCUCUCUCUUAGUAAAAAGCCAUUUGGCUUGGAUGAUCUCCUCGCUAUUCCUGCCCUGCUGUUCUGCCUCGGUCAGAAUACCGUAGCGUUGGUGGGCAUUCGCUUAGGCCGCGUGGGCUACCAUCUCGAUGGUGUGGAAGCCAUGGAUCCAGCGGCUCUAGUGUCUUGGGCCAAGAUCCUCGUGGCGACGCCGAUCAUAUACUCGGCAGCAUGUGCCAUGCCGCGUAUGAUGCUAUUAACACUUUACCUGCGCAUCUUCCGACCGUCCAAGGCGCAUCGGAUUGCCUGCUACGCCUUGAUUAGCAUUGUCUGUUCGUACGCAGUGGCAGUCUUUUUCGUUGGUGGCUUUGUUUGUAUCCCUCUAGCAUAUAUGUGGGAUAAGACUAUUCCGGGCGGCAACUGUAUCAAUAUACCUUCAUUCUACCGUUGGGGAACCUUACCGAAUAUUAUUAUCGAUUUUUUCAUGUUAAUCUUGCCCCUGCCGACCGUCUGGAAGCUCCAGGCCCCGAGGCAUAUCAAGAUUGGCCUGGCCCUUACUCUCAUGACGGGCAGCAUUGGCAUAGUCACCAGUAUCUGCCGUUGUGUCGCCUUCUUUGAAAACAACCCCUUGACUGACGGAACCUGGAAAUCUGUCACCUUUCUUCAAUGGAGUGUUGUCGAGCCCGGCGUUUAUCUAGUCGCCGCAUGUUUGCCUUGCUACCGGAUUCUGGUCCAGCUGGCCCUCGAU